UCCUUAAGUGACCUGUAUUCGUUUCAUCCCUUUUCCAUUUUCUGGUACUUAUCCCCCAUUAAAUUCCGCCAUCCGUCACUCAAUUACGCAAUAUUAUUUCUGUACGUGUGCAUGUGCGUGUGGAAAGGUAACCACCAGCGAGCUAUAUAAGGCACCAACCAAGACACAUCACACACUCUUCAGUAGCAGCACCGCAGCACCAGGUCACAAGACUCGCAAUGAUCCCCAAGGUGUUCUUAGUUAUGAUGAUGGUGGGCGUGGCCUUGGCUGCACCUGAAGACCUGUACGGAGCACCUGGACCACAAGCCGGAUACAAGAUUCCCUACAACUUCGAGUAUGGAGUCAAGGACGAAUAUGCGGGCACUGACUUCAGCCAAGCAGAGGAAUCUGACGGCAAUACUGUCACAGGUUCCUAUACUGUUCUCCUUCCCGACGGCCGCAAACAGACAGUGACCUACAUCGCUGACGACUACGGUGGCUACAGGGCUGAGGUCAGUUACUACGGCGAGGCUCAGUACCCCUACGAGUACGGUCCUCCUAUCACCUUCAAGCCCCAGGCAUACAAGCCUUCCUACCAACCUCCUCCAUACCAGCCCGAACCUGUAUACCAAUAAUACCAUAUUUAGUAUAGUUAUUGUACCAUACACUGCGAGUUUUGUUCGAAUCGAUGGGUAACUUAUAUUUAAGGAAUUAGUAUUAAAUAAAAUUUUAACCAAUAUAUUUCUUUUAUAAAUAUCACUUUUUAUUUAAAAAAUCUCAUACCUCUUAAUUACUUUUGUAUAGAGUGUUUAUAUCACAUCUCUUACAGUUUGAAAUAAAUUACUAAUGAAAAUAUAUUCAACACUAUACUGCAAUCUGAGGAGGAAAAUUUAAAUUCUCAUUUUACGUGCCAUUUUGUGCCGCAGUUUGACCUUCUGGUCCAUCACUCAAAAUCUUUCAAUAAUUACGUAAAUGUCACAAGUUCAUUGUAUGACAACACGUAGGAAGGAUAUGUUUCCACGUCAUACUGCAUAUUACACAUUGGCGGAACGUAAGUGCUAAAGACGUGAUCUUACUGCUUAAAACUGGCACAUAUU
Cherax quadricarinatus is the source of this 1076-nucleotide messenger RNA. Its product is annotated as cuticle protein 19-like. The record is from RefSeq and is a predicted model, not a curated record. Gene Ontology annotation, cellular component: extracellular matrix. Lineage: Eukaryota; Metazoa; Arthropoda; Malacostraca; Decapoda; Parastacidae.